This is a messenger RNA of Leptidea sinapis, 1583 nucleotides long. RefSeq names its product adipokinetic hormone/corazonin-related peptide receptor variant I-like (gene NGR-A28). Gene Ontology annotation, cellular component: membrane. NCBI's taxonomy places the organism in Eukaryota, Metazoa, Arthropoda, Insecta, Lepidoptera, Pieridae. Gene Ontology annotation, molecular function: vasopressin receptor activity; corazonin receptor activity. The coding region runs from base 1 to 1308 and encodes 435 amino acids. Gene Ontology annotation, biological process: neuropeptide signaling pathway. The record is from RefSeq and is a predicted model, not a curated record. The transcript has 9 exons.
AUGAAUGACACACUAUACGAAAACUUCUGGGACUACUUCAGUACGGAUUUAACGAUGAAUAUUACGGACAAUGAUGUUGAUUCUGUGGGAGAGUCGGACCAAGGUUUUGUGGUUGGAAUCUAUACGGGUUUGUUCAUGGUUGGCGCUGCGGGAAAUAUGGCUGUGUUUAUAGCUCUUGUGAGGUCGAGGAGGAGGAAAUCCAGGGUCAAUCUGCUGAUGACACACUUGGUGAUUGCUGAUUUGAUUGUCACAUUUAUAGUCAUACCUUUAGAGAUCAGUUUGCUUAAUAAUUUCACGCGAUCUGGAUGCAAGUGUCAUAUUGGUUGGCGAACGACCAAUGAGUGGCUCGCGGGAAACUUUGCUUGUAAAUUCUUCUUAGUUCUUCGAGCAUUUGGAUUGUACCUCUCCUCAAAUGUAUUAGUCUGCAUAUCAUUAGACAGAUUCUUCGCGGUAUUGUAUCCACUCCGCCUGGCGAUCGCCAGGAAAAGAAGCAAGACAAUGCUGACGGUUGCGUGGGUGGUGGCCUUGCUCUGCAGCGCUCCGCAAAGUUUAGUCUUCCGCGUGAUGCAUCAUCCGAAGGUUCCGGAGUUCGAGCAGUGUGUGUCCUUCGAAGCCUUCUCUAACCACCAUCAGGAGCUUGCGUACAACCUCACGUGUCUACUGGCGAUGUACUUCCUUCCCCUCAUCAUCAUCACUGUUUGUUACGCCUGCAUAUUCUGUGAAAUUUCCAAGAACUCACGAGAAAUAUCAGGUAAAUGUGCCAGUUCAAAGCAAGGCAGAAUCCAGCUGCGUAGAUCGGACCAGAGACCACUGGCACGGGCUCGACGUCGUACUCUCCGGAUGACUGUCACCAUAGUAACAGUAUUUGCCUGCUGCUGGUUACCUUAUGCUACGAUGACGUUAUGGUAUAUGUUUGAUCGAAAGUCAGCCAUGCACGUGUCCACUAGAGUUCAGGAUCUGUUCUUCAUCAUGGCUGUAUCCAAUUCCUGCAUGGACCCGCUGGUCUACGGCUCAUACACCCUGGACAUGAACAUCAUAAACAGAACUUUGAGGAAGAUUUUCUGUAUGCAUAAUAAGAAUUUAGACGGACGAGGUAUUUUGGUGACGGCAAUAAGUAAGAGCAAGGAACCCGAAAAGAUAAAGAUUAAGCGUCUGGUACCACCGUGCAACUUCGGAGGCUACCAGGAAACGUCACUGACAGCCCCAAGUGGCGUGAGUGACCCCCAAGCUUGCUGGAGUGAACAACUUAACGAGAACAAUAAGAGCAGUUCAGAAAUAUUUACGUUACAAACACGCCAUACGAGUUAAACUUCAAUAUGAAAAUGUUUAAAGAGAAUAGCAGUAGAACUAACUGUAUGUGCAGUGUUCUUGUGAGCCAAUACGGCCACCAUCCUAUUUUUAUCGCAAAAUAGCGUAUAGUACUUGUGCUGUUGCAGUGCGGUUUGCAACCGCAAAUGUUAUUACAGCCAUACAUAACAGUUUUAAAUCUCAUAUCGACGGAGAGAGUGUGACAUAAGGUGGAUCUGCUCUCUCUAUCACUUAUUCCUUAUAUACUCAUUUGCACUAGAGUUCCAAAAGGUAUA